AUGGCAAUGAAUAAGACUGUGGAUGAGUUCAUUCUUUUGGGGUUGACACAGGAUACUGAAAAGCAGAAAGCAAUAUUUGGGGUUUUCUUGAUUCUUUACCUUGCGACUCUUUUGGGAAACUUUCUCAUUGUGGUGACUAUUAAGGCAAGCCAGGCACUUGGAAGUCCCAUGUACUUCUUUCUCUUCUACCUGUCCUUUGCUGAUGCUUGUUUCUCUACAACCACAGCCCCCAGGUUGAUUGUGGAUGCCAUUGUUCAGAAAAAGAUCAUUUCCUACAAUGAGUGCAUGACUCAGGUCUUUGCAUUCCAUAUCUUUGGGUGCAUGGAGAUAUUUGUGCUCAUUCUUAUGGCCUUUGAUCGUUAUGUGGCCAUUUGCAAACCCCUGAAAUACACAACCAUCAUGAGUCAGCGUGUCUGUGGUGUGUUAGUGAUUCUGGCUUGGGUGGGAUCUUUUAUUCAUUCUUUAGCACAGCUUUUCCUGGCUCUGAGAUUGCCUUUCUGUGGCUCCAAUACUCUUGAUCACUUUUUCUGUGACUUGCAGCCCUUGAUGAAACUUGCCUGCAUGGACACUUAUGUGAUAAAUUUGUUAGUUGUGUCUAACAGUGGAGUUAUAUGCACAGUGAGUUUCAUAAUAUUGCUUAUCUCCUAUGUAGUUAUUUUAUAUUCUCUGAGAAAUCACAGUGCAGAAGGAAGGCGCAAAGCUCUCUCUACCUGUACAUCCCAUUUUAUUGUGGUUGUCAUAUUUUUUGGUCCAUGUAUAUUCAUUUAUAUACGGCCAGCAACCACAUUUCCAGUGGACAAGAUGGUGGCCGUGUUUUAUUCAAUUGGGACACCCUUGCUUAACCCUCUGAUCUAUACACUGAGAAAUGCAGAAGUGAAAAAUGCCAUGAAAAAAUUAUGGUGUCACAAGUGA
Messenger RNA from Choloepus didactylus (southern two-toed sloth), 912 nucleotides. Its product is annotated as olfactory receptor 4C11-like. Gene Ontology annotation, cellular component: membrane. Gene Ontology annotation, biological process: G protein-coupled receptor signaling pathway. Bases 1 to 912 code for a protein of 303 amino acids. Lineage: Eukaryota; Metazoa; Chordata; Mammalia; Pilosa; Megalonychidae. The record is from RefSeq and is a predicted model, not a curated record. The transcript has a single exon. Gene Ontology annotation, molecular function: olfactory receptor activity; G protein-coupled receptor activity.